Messenger RNA from Mollisia scopiformis, 2001 nucleotides. RefSeq names its product 4-coumarate-CoA ligase. NCBI's taxonomy places the organism in Eukaryota, Fungi, Ascomycota, Leotiomycetes, Helotiales, Mollisiaceae. The transcript has 6 exons. Gene Ontology annotation, molecular function: CoA-ligase activity. The coding region runs from base 91 to 1779 and encodes 562 amino acids. Gene Ontology annotation, biological process: secondary metabolic process. The record is from RefSeq and is a predicted model, not a curated record.
CACCAGUGUGAGUUGACUCGUACACGCUCAAAUCUGGGCAAAGAAAGAAGCAGCAAAGAUCGCCGCAUUUGUGCAUUGACAGCUCUCGUAAUGCCAAUCCACUCUCGCUGGACCAUUCCCCUUCCCGUGGAAUCUCUCCAAUCUCACCUCUUCAAGUCCGAAACCUCUCCCCUACCACAGAAACACGCGUUUCUAGAUGCUGAGAAACCGGAUACGCAUUUCUUGACCUACGACAGCUUCCGGCUGUUUUGUCUCCGAUUUGCGGCGGGGUUACGAAAAGCUGGACUCCAAGGAGGAGAUAGAGUCUUGUUGUUUUCCGGCAACAAUGUUCUCUUCCCAGUGGUGUUUAUAGGGAUCGUGAUGGCGGGUGGUGUAUUCACGGGCGCAAAUCCAGGAUUCGUGGAGAGAGAGUUGGCGUACCAGCUGAAAGAUAGCGGGGCAAAAUUCCUCCUUUGUUCUGAUGCUGAGGGACGACUCGAACUCGGAAUCAACGCUGCGGAAAGCGUGGGUAUGAGUAAAGAGCAAGUCUUCCGCUUCGAUGAUGGGUUCUUUGAAGGGAAGACGGAAGGACGAUUGGGUGUCAAGGACUGGACAAGCCUUUUGGUCAGCGAGCAAGAAGGAAAGAGAUUCAAGUGGGCGAGUGUGAACGAUCCCAAGGAUGAGACUAUGUGUCUGAAUUACAGCUCGGGGACGACUGGUGUACCAAAAGGUGUAAUGGUUACACACUACAAUUACAUCAGUAACUGUAUCCAGUAUCAAUACCUGGCCGAACAGUACCCGGACUACGAGGAGAGGACAAAAGCUGCAGUUUGGCUGUGUCCGCUGCCUAUGUAUCAUGCAAUGGCCCAAACCAUUUUCAUUGCCGGGAGCAUAAAAAGAAAAAUUCCUGUUUACAUUAUGAAGAAGUUUGAUUUCGUUCAAUGGCUUGAAGCAAUCCAGAAGUACCGAGUCACUGGACUUCCAAUGGUUCCUCCGCUGGUGGCCUUGGCCAAAUCGCCAUUGACUAAAGAAUACGAUCUUAGCUCCGUUAGAGAGAUCGGUUCGGGUGCGGCUCCCCUCAGUGGUGAUGUAAUUGAAGAGUGUGAAGCAUUAUGGCCCACGCGUGAUCGAUAUCUUAGGCAAGGAUGGGGAAUGACUGAAGUUACUUGUUCACUGCUGGGCUGGGAUCCUACCCUACCAGGUAUCCACGAUUCGGUCGGAGAACUGAAUGCCAACUGCUCUGCCAAGAUUAUGGACAUUGAUGGCAAGAAUGAAGUCCCAAGGGGAGAAAGAGGCGAAAUCUGGGUUCAAGCUCCGAAUGUCAUGAAAGGCUACUGGCGAAACCUAAAUGCCACCAGCGAAGUUUUCGUCGAUGAUCCAGACGGUCGAUGGAUGAAGACUGGCGAUAUCGCAUACGUCGACAAAGACGGACAUUUCUUCAUCGUCGACAGAAUGAAGGAGCUCAUCAAAGUCAAAGGUCUGCAAGUGGCUCCUGCCGAACUCGAGGGUGUAUUGCUGGAGCAUCUUGAUAUUGCUGAUGCAGGCGUGGUCGGUGUAACGAUCAAAGGAGAGGAGGUUCCGAGAGCGUAUGUUGUUAGGAAAGAGGGGUCGAAGACGACUGAAAAAGAGGUUGCGGAAUGGCUGGCGACUCGAGUGAGUAAGCACAAGAGAGUUGUCGGCGGGGUUGUUUUUGUGGAGAAUGUCCCUAAGAAUCCAUCGGGCAAGAUUUUAAGAAAACUUUUGAGAGAGCAAGCGAAAGAGGAGGUUGGCGACAAGGACGCCGUCAAGGCGAAGCUUUAGGAAGUACGAUGGUGGACGAAUUUUGAACUUGUGAAGUCGCAAACGAUAAAUUCUAGCUAGAUGAACGGCUAUAGAGAGUAGAGAGAGCUAAGAUUAUCUAGAUAGAAACUCGAUGAAUUUUGGUCAUGAGCUUUUCUUCCAUUUUUUCGUGCGAUCGGGUGCGAUUCAACGGAUUCCCAACCCAUAGUUCACCUUGACUUGCUGAAACCCAAUCCCGCUUCA